AUGAUUUUAUUUCUCCAAGCCUCGGAUUUCUUUUCCUCUUGGAAGCUUGUCAAGGUUCGGGCUGUUAUGUGCGGCAUCUUCUUCUCUUUGAGUGCCUCCGAGCAUGUACUGCCUCAAGAGAAGACCGUGACAUGGCUACGGAACCGAGGUCCUGAUAACUACUGCACUCACCUGGUGAAGCUGGAAUGCGCCAGGCGCCUUGAAACACCGGAAACUACUCCUGAGGCGAUAUAUCUAACGUUCAUUUCGACCGUCCUCGCUCUAAGAGGUGACCAUGUUACUAGCCAGCCACUUGUGGACGCUGACACAUGGAAAGUCUGCGGCCAGGCCGUUAGGGGCAAUGACACGGAAAUAGUCUUUCAGAAACUUAUUGAAGCCUCCAGAUACCACUGCGAUGUCGGUGAAUCGGAAGUGGGUGGCGUCGAUGACUCCGUUGCUAGACUAACAGAUAUCAUUAGCAACAUUACAGGUCCGUUUUCUUUUGUAUUCUACGAUGGUUUCCGUCGCAGGAUUUUCUUCAGUCGUGACUGCCUUGGGAGGAGGGCACUACUCCAUGGCCACGAUGAUACCGGAAACCUCAAGAUAUGUAGCGUGUGUGAUGGAUCGUCCCCUGCUCCCUUUGAGGAAGUGGAGACUGAUGGGCUCCAUAUGAUCGACCUUUCGCGCAUCUCACUGUUGAACGACACCCCCGAUGGCUCGCACAAGGUUUCGUAUCAAGUGGAAGUGAUCCCAUGGUCACAUAAACAAACGGGUCGCCUCUUACUGAGGAAUCCCGUCUCUCCUAUGAAUCGGGCCGUGCCCAGUACAGAACCACCAGCUCUAACGCUGUCUUCUAUUUGCAUCCAGAAACUAGAACACGAGCUCCGUCGGUCGGUGGAAACCCGCGUCCAAUAUCUACCGCAACUUGGACUUGCAUCGCCUGGACUUGGUGCAAAGAUUGGCAUAUUAUUUUCCGGUGGCUUGGACUGCACGCUACUUGCCCGACUUACCCAUGACAUUGUACCAAAAGACGAAACUGUUGAUUUGAUUAAUGUCGCGUUUGAAAAUCCCCGCGUUGCGGCGGCUCUUAAGGCAAGAAAGGAGAAAGAGGAGAACGAAGAAGCCAUAUCUAUCUAUGAGAGCUGCCCCGACCGUAUCACCGGUAGAGCUGGGUACGCCGAACUGCGGAAAGUAUGUCCUGACCGGGUGUGGCGAUUCAUUGCUGUCGAUGUUCCGUAUCAAGAAUUCACAGCACAUCGAGAGGAAGUUAUACAGUUGAUGCGACCACACAACACUGAGAUGGAUCUGUCUAUCGCUGGCGCGUUAUAUUUUGCGUCUCGAGGGCAAGGCAAUGUAGCCAAUGACGACGAUAUAAAUGACACCGCAACAUACACCACAACGGCACGCGUGCUACUUUCCGGUCUAGGCGCGGAUGAGCUCUUUGCCGGCUACGGGCGUCACGGCAUUGCCUUUGCUCGCAAAGGAUUCCAAGGUCUCAUUGACGAGAUUGACCUAGAUGUCAGUCGCCUGGGAAAGCGAAAUCUAGGGCGCGAUGACCGCGUCAUAUCCAACUGGGGUCGUGAGGCUCGCUUCCCAUUCCUCGACGAAGAAUUUGUCUCCUGGGCCACACAGACACCCGUCUGGGAACGAUGCGGAUUUGGCACAGCACAAGUGCAGGUAGCAACAAACAACGAGCUUAACCAUAUUGCGGAAACCCUUGACUCUGAGAAGAAAGCGCUCCGUCUGCUCGCGCUAAAACUAGGCAUGCUUCAAACAGCACAGGAAAAGAAGCGUGCUAUACAGUUUGGGUCAAGGACCGCCAAGAUGGAGAGCGGUAAGAGCAAGGGGACUCAUACAAUUUAA
This is a messenger RNA of Talaromyces atroroseus, 1842 nucleotides long. RefSeq lists its product as hypothetical. The coding region runs from base 1 to 1842 and encodes 613 amino acids. Gene Ontology annotation, molecular function: asparagine synthase (glutamine-hydrolyzing) activity. The record is from RefSeq and is a predicted model, not a curated record. NCBI's taxonomy places the organism in Eukaryota, Fungi, Ascomycota, Eurotiomycetes, Eurotiales, Trichocomaceae. The transcript is spliced from 2 exons.